AUGUACGACACCGAGGACCUGGUGCUGCUGUCGAAUAGCUCCGAUAACGUAUUCAACAAAGAAAACACAUCAACUAUCGACAUUGAAACCAACUUGAUCGACCAGCGAAAGAAGGCCCAAGUCAAUGACGACACCGAUUCGGAGACCUCGUCCAACUCCAUUGAUGGCCCAAGGACCGACAUUGGCAAGGAGAUCGAUGCAAUUGCCAUGAAGGAGGCCGAACGCAGAUUGACUUGUAGAACCUCCGUUGCCACCGAUAUCUCCUCCAUUGAUGGUGACGUCAAUGUCGAAGUCAAGGACGAGGAGCAACACGAACUCGAUGUGCAAUUGUUACACGACAUCGCCCACAACAUGAUUGGCCGCAACAUACCGUUCGAGACACCGUUCGGUACCAAGGCUCAGUGCUACGCGGACUAUACAGCCAGUGGCAAGGCCAUCGAGAGUAUUGAGACUUUCAUCCGCAAUGAGGUUAUGCCCACAUACGGCAACACGCACACCACGACGUCAGUCACUGGUCUCCAAACUACCUCAUUUCGAGAGGAGGCCCGUGAGAUCAUUGGCAAGGCAGUGAACGCCCGUCUCUACGGCAGCGGAGCUCGUGAUGUUGUCAUCUUCAGUGGUCAAGGUUGUACCAGCGCCAUUAACAAAUUCAUUACUGCUCUUGGUCUUCACACAAUGCGACGUUAUCAUCGUCCACACAAGCGGCCGGUCGUCUUUACGUGCCCUUUUUCACAUCAUUCGAACUUGCUCCCGUGGCGUGAGCUAUACGCUGUCGAUGUCGUCGAGAUCCCUGAAGCCAAGACCGGUGGCCUGGACCUGAAUGAGCUUGAGUAUCAACUUCAGAAAUAUCAGGGUCGUGAUCUCAAGAUUGGCACAUUCGCCGCUGCAUCCAACCUGACGGGUAUGUUUGCUGACGUCGACAAGGUGUCGAAGCUGCUGCACAAGUAUGGAGCACUUUCUUGCUGGGAUUAUGCCACGUGCGCUCCCUACGUUGAAAUCGACAUGAACCCCAAGGAUCAUGGUGCGUACAAGGACGCCGUGUUCUUCUCCGGUCACAAAUUUGUGGGUGGUCCCGGGUCUCCCGGUGUAUUGAUUGUCAAGAAGAACUUGAUGAACAACGAGGUGCCGACGAUGCCUGGUGGUGGCACCGUGUUGUUCGUAACCGAGAAAGCUCAUAGCUACCUGGCCAGCAACGUGGAGCGUGAAGAGGGCGGAACCCCCGACAUUAUCGGUAGCAUUCGGCUUGGUCUCGCGUUCGAGAUGAAACAGCGCGUGGGCACCAAGCACAUCAUGGACCUUGAGCGCCAACACGUGCGCCAUGUCCGCGAAGUACUGGGUCGGAAUGACCAUAUUAUUCUGCUUGGCCACGAAAAUGUGGACCAGCUACCGAUCUUUUCGUUUCUGGUCCGCUUCGGUGACCGCUUCCUACACCACAACUUUGUGUGCGCGUUGUUGAACGAUCUAUUCGGCAUCCAGGCACGUGGGGGCUGCCAAUGUGCUGGUCCAUUUGGUGCUCGUCUGCUCGGUCUUAGCCGCGAACACAUCAUUGCUCUGGGUCAUGCUGUGGUCGCCAAAGACGAGGUUCUAAAGCCGGGUGUCUCCCGCGUGAGCUUCCCGUAUUUCGCCGACGAUGACGAGGUAGAGUACAUUCUGGAGGCAGUGAACUUUGUGGCCGACCACGGCUGGAAGUUGUUGCCGCAGUACGAGUACAACCCUCACAACGGAGCGUGGUGUCAUGUUUCGCGGGCCACGGUUCUCUUCCCGUCCAGAAAGUUCCUGGCAAGCAUGCAACUCGACGACGUGGAGAUGGUCCGCCAGUCUGUGUGUGCUGCUCCUAUUCACAACAUUGCUGCUCACCGUCGCGAGAACAUGAAGCAGGCUGCUGUUUUGGCGAACGCCUGCAUGGAGGACGCCGUGUCGAUCGAAGAAUUUUCCGAAGGUGCAAAGCUGGUGACUAGCCACGAGUGGUUGCGCUGGUUUGUGUAUCCGUAUGAAGCUGUUGCCGCCUACAAGGAAAAGGGCGAGAAACCGACGCUCCCGGAGAAAAUCGAGGGGCCGUGCCAACCGUAUCGCUAUUUGGAUGGAUCAAUCCACAAUGUUUGGGAAGGCGUGCCGUCCCUGGGAAAGAUGAAGCGGAGUCUAUUGGGACGUUUCGUGCUUAAGAUGUUCAUGCAGGCCGAGCUAGACGCCAUGAAGGACAAGAAGACUGACGACGAGAAGAGCGUGUUGAAGGAGGAAGAAGCCAUUUGUGUCGUCUUUGCCGGCUCGGAGACGUGUCAGUAG
This is a messenger RNA of Peronospora farinosa, 2283 nucleotides long. Lineage: Eukaryota; Oomycota; Peronosporomycetes; Peronosporales; Peronosporaceae. The record is from the annotation of a GenBank genome assembly.